Molecule: messenger RNA, 2409 nt
Organism: Candida albicans SC5314
Lineage: Eukaryota; Fungi; Ascomycota; Pichiomycetes; Serinales; Debaryomycetaceae
Product: MutS family protein
Exons: 2
Biological process (GO): chiasma assembly; mismatch repair
Cellular component (GO): nucleus
Molecular function (GO): ATP-dependent DNA damage sensor activity; mismatched DNA binding; ATP binding
Source: RefSeq, a predicted model, not a curated record
AUGAAUGAAGAUACUACACAACUGUCUAUCCAAGAUGAAACAUUUCUUGACACAGCAUGUCAACGAAUAUUAUCGCUAGAUAUCAAAGGUUCUUUAUUCGGCGCUUCAUGUCUCAAUGUUGAGACAAAAAUACUCCAAAUCUAUGAAGACAGCCAAAUAAAUCAUCCUGAGGUUUAUAUUGAAUCAUUAGUGGAUGAAUUUAACCCUACUAUUGUUUUUAUAAGCUCUAGAACGACGACCACUGUUGUCUCGCUUCUUGAAGACAUAAAAGAUGUAUAUCAAUUUAAGUUUUAUAUUAAAAUUGUUGCAGAUUUCACUAAAUUUGAUACUAAAAGAUUGGUUGAAUCAUUUUAUAAUCUCGAAAAUAAUAACACUGUACACAUGUUUUCCACUUCUGCAUUGAAAUCCUUAAACCUUCGAAUUGCGUUAGGCACAAUUAAUGCUUUAUGGUUGGGAAUAGCUGAGUUCGUCGACCUUUCAUGUUGUGGUAUUGCAGAUUUAGUUGAUAGUUUAGAAUUUUGCUCUUUCAAAAAUGUUAUGUUUAUUGAUGUUGAUCUGCUUUAUGCCCUCCAGAUACUACCAGAAACUCGAAAAUCACCCAAUAUAAAUUCAAAAUCUCAAAAGUUAUCCCUUUAUGACUUGCUAAACAACACCGUAACCACUGAAGGGGCCAAGUUAUUAAAAGAUUGAGUCAGAAAACCACUAACCAAUAUUGAUAAGCUUCUUGAGAGACAAAACACUGUCAAAAUACUCAGUCAGUCAGAAUUACACGAGAUCAGAUCAAAUAUUAGAAAAGGUUUGAAAUAUACUAAAAAUAGCAAGUCAAUAGUCAAUGGGUUAGAGGCUGGUAAGCUGAAUUGGCAAGUGUGGAAAAACCUUGUUUUGUUUUUACAAAAUGUCAUGUACCUACUGAAGCAAAUCAGACUUGGUUUUCUGGAAGAAAAUUUGCCUACAGAGCUAGCCCUAUUUUAUAACCAAGAAUUGAUGAUUGCCUUUAAUGAACUAGAAAAAUUGAUUCUUCUGUAUGCUGAGCCCAUAACAUCUGAAGAAGACAAUAAGUUGAGAAUCAUCAAUGGUGUUGAUGAUACCCUUGAUGAAUUGAGAAUUCAAUAUAACAACCUUGAAGAAGUUCUUCAAGAAACUACCAGAAUUAUAGCUGCAAAUUUCUUAGAAGAGGUGUUCAAUACCGUUUAUAUACCACAGCUAGGGUUCUUGGUGUCUCGAGAAGCUGAUGUCCAAACUGCUGAUUCCACUUUCAUGCCCAAUGAAUGGCAAGAAGUGUUUAGAACAAGCACCAACAUUUACUACAAAACUGACGAGGUUUGGCAAUUGGAUGAGCAGUAUGGCGAUAUUUACACCUCAAUAAAUGAUCGUGAAAUAGAAAUCAUUCAGAGCAUGUUGGCCAAAGUAUCAGAAUUCAACACUGUAAUCAUCCAAGUGGGAGAAGCGGCAGUAGAAUUGGAUUGUUUAUGCAGUCUAUCAGAAGUGUCCCAAUUUAGGAACUAUUCGUUUCCUUGUAUAACUGAUACCAAUGAAUUGGAAAUAGUUCAAGGCAGACACCCUCUUGUGGAAACGUUUCUGAACAUGUUUGUUCCAAACGAUACAAUAUUUGACUCAGAAGAGAAAAUAAUGGUCGUUACAGGAGCAAAUUUAUCUGGGAAGUCGGUAUAUCUUAAUCAGACUGCGUUGAUAGUAGUGAUGGCACAAAUUGGAUGCGCAAUACCAGCAGAGAAUGCCACUCUUGGAAUUGCUGAUAAAAUACUCACUAGAAUUCUGUCUCGAGAAUCGUUAGAUAAACAACAAAGCACUUUUGCAAUCGAUGUUUAUCAGCUCUCAAAAUGCAUUUCCUUAGCUACAGACCGGUCGUUGGUUAUUGUUGAUGAGUUUGGAAAAGGUAGUGAUCCAAUUGAUUCUACAUCAAUGUUUGGAGGUACGCUAAGCUAUUUCAAAAAGAAAAGUCUAGAUUGUCCCCGUUGCAUUUUUUCUACCCAUUUCCUAGAUUUAUUCAAAGAUAAGGAAUUUUGUAAUAUGUACCAAUCACCAAAAAUAAAAAUGAUGUCAACUGAGAUUUUGCUUGAAAAAACUACAAAUAGUAUGCUAGACAAUGUUACAUAUCUUUACAAGGUGAAACCAGGACUUGCAACAAAGAGUUUUGGGAUAUAUUGUGCAAAACUUUGUGGAAUUUCAGAGAAAGUUAUCCAAAGAGCAGAGUACAUUGCUCAAAUGCUAGAUAACGGAGAUGACGUGGCUUAUGAAUUGACAAAAUUAUCUGAAGAGGAAGAACAAAACUAUUCAGUUGCAAAAACAGUGGUUACAAAAUUUUUAGAAAUUGAAUUUGAAGACGCGGAAUUGUCUAUAAAUGACUCUAUACGCUAUAUGGCCAAAUUUGAUGAAAUAUUUCAAAGCUAA